Messenger RNA from Dioscorea cayenensis subsp. rotundata (Guinea yam), 2153 nucleotides. Its product is annotated as splicing factor ESS-2 homolog. The record is from RefSeq and is a predicted model, not a curated record. Lineage: Eukaryota; Viridiplantae; Streptophyta; Magnoliopsida; Dioscoreales; Dioscoreaceae. Gene Ontology annotation, cellular component: catalytic step 2 spliceosome.
GAGUCGAAGUCCAAACCCCGCGUUCUUCUUCUUCUUCUUCUUCUUCUCUUCGUCUCCAAAUCCACAGCGAAAACCCUCCGAUCAUCUCCACCGAUCUCCGUCGACGAUGCUCCUCUCUCGGGCCACUCUCCUCGCCAUAUCUCCUCGCCCUCUCCUCCCCCUCCCUCCCAAACCCCUAACCCUAGGCUCCCCUUGCACCCCUGCUGCAUCCAUCACUGCAUCCAUCGCCAAUUCCACCUCCACCUCCUCCUCCUCCUCCCGGAAGCGCGGCCAUGAGGUCCUUGAUGAGGAUACGUAUGUCGCCGCCAUAGAGCGCAUCAUCGAGCGUGAUUACUUCCCUGAUCUACCCAAGCUCCGUGAUCGCCUUGAUUGGCUUGAGGCUGUGCGCUCCCAGGAUCCUGUCCUUAUUCGUGAUGCCCAGCUCAAGAUUCUUGAGCGCCGCCGCCGGCAAACCCCGUCCGCUUCGAUCCGUAACCCUACACCCUCCGUCCGCACCCCAUCCAUCACCCCCUUUGCCGCCGCCUCCACGCCUUCCGACCGAGUUGUGAAUCCCAACCCUGCUGAAGGCGAGAUGCCUGAAGAUGCCAUUGAUGCCUCCGUCUCGCUCGAUGAUUUCUUCCGCCGCUACACCAGCGAGGACAACGAGAGCUUCUCCCGCAUCAUGGAGAAGGUUAACAAGAAGCGCCGGGAGAGGUAUGUGCACUUGUUCAACGCCGAGAAGCCGGAUCCGCCCAAAGCCCUUGAGAUGGAGAAGCAAGAUCGCAUCACGGACGGGUAUGGAACCUCUGGGCAAUCUCCAAGCACGUUGGAGAGCUGGAAAUACAGCGCCAAGAACCUCUUGAUGUAUGUGCCAGCGGAGGAGGCUCCCUUGACUGAAGAUGAGAACGCUGAGAGAUUGAAGGGAUUGACAAAGGAGAUCAACCGAAGCAGUACUCGGUUCCAUGGGAAUCCAGGAGCAGAUGAUUCGAAGCUUGGAAAGGACAACGCUGUCGAUAUUGUCUAUAAUAUGGUUCAGGGCACUACCCCAGCUAGCACCACUUUCCCUUUUGCCGCUGAUCGGGAGGCUGAGAGGUCUAAAAAAUAUGAUUUGGAGGAUUUGAGGAAGACUCCAAACCCUUUCUAUGUUGAAUCAGUAAAGAAAUCUGACAAUGGCUAUAGUUUUGUGAAGACUCCAUCUCCAGCCCCUGGUGUUGAUGAGUCUCCGUUCAUUACCUGGGGAGAGAUUGAGGGGACUCCGUUGAGAUUGGAUGCAGAGGAUACGUCAGUGCACAUUGGUGGGAGUAGUGAGGGAACUCACUUUGGGAUUCCAUGCCCGCCUGCUCGUGAUGUGAAGGCUCACUCCCUCUCGAGGGAGGCUGCUCGGAAGCUGAGGGAAAGGUCCAAGAUGUUCCAAAAGCCACCCCUGCCUUCACCAGCUAGAGGGGGUAGUGCAAGCCCUAGUGUGCGGACAUUGUCUCCAGCGGCGCAGAAAUUUGUGAGGAAUGCUAUUGCCAAGUCUUCUCAUUCAGUGGAUGAAACUCUUCGGGCCAGUUAUAGAGGUGCAAGUCCGGUUACAAGCACUCCUAAAGAAAAAUCUAGGUUUUCAAGAGAUAGUAGUUUGGGAACAAGGUCUCCUUCAGCAAGGCAGGGCUCUGUUCCUCCGUGGUGAUGUCUUCUCAUGACUUUGUCAUUGUCUUGCUAGUUCAGUGGCUAGCACUUCUAAAGAAAGCUCAAGGUUUUCAAAAGAUAAGAGUUCAGCAACAAGGUUUUCUUCAGCAAGGCAGGGCUCCAGUCAUUUCUGGUGAUGUUUUCUCUUGAAUUUUUCACUUCGUCACAAAGGCAUACAGCUGUUCAAAUGCUAUUAUUUGAAAGUUUGGAUGUGGAUACUUUUGUAGCAAGUGCAUGCAGAAACUAAAACUGCUGAAUUUCACCAUCAUGGUAUUAUCCUGUAUUUUGAUGCUCUAGAGUAUUGAUAAGCUUAUCUUGUUUGACUGGAAAAUUUGUUUCAACAAGAAUGUUAACAUUGACAUGAUGUUAUAGGAGCUAUUAGCAUGCAUAUGUGAUUGGCAUACGCCGUCAACAUUAUUCUAUGCUUUCAUAUAUGUAAUGUCAGAUUUUCUGAGAUCUAUUUUCUGCAGUUAAUGCAAAUAAUACCUAUUGAACUCUAUGUGACA